Topomyia yanbarensis is the source of this 1432-nucleotide messenger RNA. It is a transcript of the gene mRpS2, whose product is annotated as small ribosomal subunit protein uS2m. Bases 157 to 882 code for a protein of 241 amino acids. The record is from RefSeq and is a predicted model, not a curated record. Lineage: Eukaryota; Metazoa; Arthropoda; Insecta; Diptera; Culicidae. Gene Ontology annotation, cellular component: ribosome; mitochondrial small ribosomal subunit. The transcript is spliced from 3 exons. Gene Ontology annotation, molecular function: structural constituent of ribosome. Gene Ontology annotation, biological process: translation.
CCGUUUCGGGGUCAAGCAAAAACGCUCUAAGAAGUGCAAAACAGUUUGUUAUUCUUUUAGCUCGCUUGUCAAUUUUUAUUCUGAAUAUAAAUUGAAUUAUUCCAAAGCUAAAUAAACGAUUUCUCUUUUAUUCUUGCUGUCGGUGUUGGCUUCAUAAUGCUGCUGAAAUCACUCGUAAAUCGCAAAAGCUGUGCUUACGUUCGAUUACUUUCAACAGCUGCGGAACCAGCAGUACCUACUAUUGAAAAAGUAAACGAUGUUCUUAACAACCCAGACUAUUUCGGAGUUCAUCGCAUGUUCACCGUGGAAGAUCUGUUCAAAGCGAAGGUUCACCUAGGACACAAAGAAGGUACUCUUCAUAACAACAUGAAAGGAUACUUGUACGGCCGCAGGUUGGGGCACUGCAUUCUAGAUCUUGACAAAACAGCUGAAUAUCUGCGACUUGCAUUAAACAUAACUGCUCAUAUUGCGUACAGAGGUGGCGUAAUACUGUUCUUCAGUCGUAGCCCGCAGAAUGGCCACAUUGUCGAUAAAACAGCGAUCGAGUGUGGUGAGUACUCCCACACCCGAUUUUGGCGACGUGGUGUUUUUACCAACGCUACUGUACAGUUUGGUGCCGUUACUAGACUACCAGAUUUAUGCAUUUUUAUCAACACGUUAAACACAAUUCUUGAUAUGCACCCAGCUGUCAAAGAUUCAGCAAAAAUGGCAAUCCCAACCAUUGGAAUUGUUGAUACAAAUUGUAAUCCUAAUUUAAUAACAUAUCCCGUACCCGGCAACGACGAUACUCCUUCUGCAAUUGAACUUUAUUGCAACUUGUUCAAAAAUGCAAUUUUGAUCGGAAAGGCCAAAAGGAAGCAAAACAUUCUCGACAGUGAAUAGUAAAUUCGAUUGAUAUGUUUUAGUAUCAAUAAAAAAAUAGUUUUCAAAACUCUAACGAUUGUUUUUUUAAGUAAACAGGAGGGGCAAAGUCGUUGUUUAUGUUAUAAAGGCUCGCUUAGUGAAGCCAAAUCUACAUAUCGAACAGUCAGAUGGCUACCUAUCGUGCAAAGUAAACAAACAUUCUUCUUUCGGAGAACAUGCAAGAAAAGUAUUAGUGUUGAGAAAAAUAAUAUCAUGGUGAAAUAUUUCAAUUAACCAAACAGGACAUUGUAUUCAGUUUAUUAUACUUUUUUGCAACAAUGUAAAAUAAAUUGCAUGGAAUAGUAGCAUGAAUAAAGUGCUGUUAACUAGAAAAACUAGAAAGAGAACUGCGGAGACUAUAUUUUGGAUCGAUUGGAUUCGCGUUUAGCUGUCAAAAACGAAUCCAAUCGAACAUUGCCUAUCCUUCAUUGGACGUGUUGCCAUACAAUGCCGGGGCAUACGUUGCCAAAAAUGCUGUUUUUCUCUCCGCAGUUCUCUUACUAGAGUUUUUCUACUAUUAACCACAAAA